This is a messenger RNA of Etheostoma spectabile (orangethroat darter), 2124 nucleotides long. RefSeq names its product C5a anaphylatoxin chemotactic receptor 1. The record is from RefSeq and is a predicted model, not a curated record. The transcript has 2 exons. Gene Ontology annotation, cellular component: plasma membrane. NCBI's taxonomy places the organism in Eukaryota, Metazoa, Chordata, Actinopteri, Perciformes, Percidae. Gene Ontology annotation, molecular function: G protein-coupled receptor activity; complement component C5a receptor activity. Gene Ontology annotation, biological process: complement receptor mediated signaling pathway; positive regulation of cytosolic calcium ion concentration; phospholipase C-activating G protein-coupled receptor signaling pathway. The coding region runs from base 131 to 1186 and encodes 351 amino acids.
AUAUUGGGCAAGUGUGCGUGUGUGUGUGUAAGGUGAGAGGAGUAUUUAAACACACUUAAAAGCAGAACAGCUCCAUAACUUCCAGCAAGCAGUGUGGGUGCAACAGUCCCUUGAAACCCUUUAAUCAGCCAUGGGUGACAGCUGGGACUACGGACAUAUAUUUAGUAUAACCAAUUCAUCUGACUACGAUAAUUACACACUGCCUGUGUUUCCUGUUAACUUGGCCCCUGAUAUUCAACCGAUCCAGAUCGCAGCUCUGACCUUCUACGGCCUUGUGGUCCUGUUGGGUGUACCCGGAAAUGCUCUGGUGGUGUGGGUGACAGGGUUCUGCAUGCCGCGCUCUGCCACCUCCAUCUGGUUCCUGAACCUCGCGCUGGCUGAUCUUCUGUGCUGCCUCUCCCUCCCUCUGCUCAUGGUCCCUAUAGCCCACGAUGACCACUGGCACUUUGGCUCGCUGGCAUGCACAUUAGUCAAAAGCCUGUUCUACCUGGUGAUGUACUGCAGCGUCCUGCAGCUGGUUCUGAUCAGUGUGGAUCGCUGGAUGCUGGUCAGCAGACCCAUAUGGUGUCAGAACAACAGGCGACCUAGGCAGGCUGUGUGCCUUUGUGUUGCUGUCUGGUGCCUGGCCCUGAUCGGCAGCAUCCCCCAGUUUGUUUACACCAGGGAGAUCGAAGCAGGUGAAGACAAGCGAGAGUGCCUGGCGGUACACACUCGACUCAGCGCCUGGUUCGUCACAUCCUACCGCUUCCUCCUGGGAUUCUUCGUCCCUUUCCUGGUGAUUGUAGCGUGUCACUUGGUGGUGUACAGGAGAGCAGAGAGCGGACUGACCCGUGCUCGGGCCCGCUCCAAGCGCACACUGAAGGUCAUCCUUGCUGUGGUGCUGAGCUUCUUCCUCUGCUGGCUCCCGCUACACAUUGUGGACUUUCUUUCACUGACGGUCCCUCGGAAUUCCCCCCACAGCCCCAAACUUUACCUGGCACAGGUUUUAACACUCUGUCUGGCAUAUUUCAACAGUUGCCUGAACCCGCUGCUCUAUGUGUGUCUGGGCCGGGGCUUCAAAGACAGCAUGAACCGCUCACUGCGCAACAUGCUCCAGUUCAUCAGCGAGGACCCUACGGUCAAGAUGAGCAUCACUAACAACGACACCAAGAGCUCGAGCACCGGGAAGGAGACAACCAAAAUCUGAUGUUGUAUUGAGUUUGAAAUAAAGUGUGUAGUUUGGUGUCUUCUGUGUAUGCUGUUCUUCUAAAAGUGUUGCAUCUCGUAGGAUAUCAUUUAACAAGUGGACCCCUUCUCUAGGCUUCUCACUGCACUGAACUUGGGAAUCCUAACCAUAAACUAUCUGUGUUAAGAAUUUUCUUUUUUUGACACAAACUCAAAUAAAUAGAAGAACAAACUUCAACAUUCGAAAGUGUACACAGCAACCUCUGCUGUUUUUAAUAUAAUUUUAUAUUAUAUUUCAAGAAGUAUUUUUGCUGAUGCCGCUGAACAACAAAUGCAAAGAUGUUACCCUGAAAGCCUCAAGAACUGUUUUUUUUUUAAAGUAUUUGCCAAUCUGCAAUAUUUCCUGUGAACAUUUGUGUCUAAUGCUUUUGCAACUGCUCCCACUUCUGUUUUCUUUCUCCUACAGAAGGAUGAUCUUAGACUGUUUGUAGGAAUAUUGCCAUUAAUAUGAGUGUAGACAUGGUCUGAGUCUGUAUAACUCAUAGUUGUAAUUUAAGUUUGUUGUCAGAAAUAAAAUUUGAUAUUAUAAAUAAAAAUGUGUUCUUGUUAAACUUGUAAAACACAGCCACAUCCUCUUGUGUGACAGUACUAUGCAUAGACCACAGGAGGGAGCUCCACUCUAAAUUGCUGAUGUUCAGGGGCCAAGGUGCAGCUGCAUGUAGCUUCUGGGCUGAGACCCAUUGUUUUAGUGUGUCAGACCCUAAAGACAGAAGAGACAAUUUAGGGAUGUUUGUAAGUUGGUCAAAUACAUUCAGUUCAAACAAAUGCCCCUCGUCACAUGUCUACAGAAGUCUAUGAAAUAUAAAUUCAUUAGCAUUUUUUACAACUUGCCUAAUGCAUAUUUAUGAUGUUUUAGAUGGAUCUUUUUAUACCAGGGCAAUUUAAGAGUAACAUAACAAU